Messenger RNA from Cylicostephanus goldi, 318 nucleotides. The record is from the annotation of a GenBank genome assembly. NCBI's taxonomy places the organism in Eukaryota, Metazoa, Nematoda, Chromadorea, Rhabditida, Strongylidae.
CUUGAUCGACUGCGUGAACGCAUGACUCGGCAGCUUACCGAAUUGCUUGGCAAGGAUGGCAUUCUCUUUUUCCCAUCAUGGCCCACAACGGCUCCAUACCAUAAUCAGCCGGUUUUUACUCCACUAGAUUUUGCAUAUACCAGCCUCUUUAAUGUGUUGACACUUCCUGCAGCAGAAUGCCCAAUGGGACUAGAUAGCAAUGGAUUACCACUUGGUGUUCAGAUAAUCGGAGCUCGCAACUCAGAUCGUCUACUGAUCGCUGCGGUACAACAGCUUUCGCAAGCAUUUGGUGGCUGGACUCCUGCCUGGUCCUCGUGA